AUGGUCUCGACCGGUGUCAACGUUUUCCGGUGGUCCGCCCUGGCCUUCGGUGUCUUCUACGGCUUCUCGCACCAGCGGGCGAUAACGGCCAACCAAAAGGCCAUCCACGACAAGCACGAGUGGGAGCAGAAGCAAAAGGUGAUAGAUCAGGCCAAGGCCGAGUACCAGAAGAAGAAGAACCCUGCCCCCGCCUCGAGCGACGAUGUUGUGAUGGACCCUGCCGACCCCAAAUUCGAUCUUGAGAAGCUACUGCUCAAGGUUUCCGAGGACAAGGCCUAA
Molecule: messenger RNA, 279 nt
Organism: Emericellopsis cladophorae
Lineage: Eukaryota; Fungi; Ascomycota; Sordariomycetes; Hypocreales; Bionectriaceae
Product: F-type H+-transporting ATP synthase subunit e
Exons: 3
Coding region: 1-279 (92 amino acids)
Biological process (GO): proton motive force-driven ATP synthesis
Molecular function (GO): proton transmembrane transporter activity
Source: RefSeq, a predicted model, not a curated record